AUGCGCGGUAGACGACACUACAAUAAGUCGUAUGAGGCGAUCUCAGAGUUUGCUUCUAGCACAGAUUCUGUGUCACUCAGCCCUGUAACCCGUUUACAGACAUGGCUAAAGCGAUACCUCACCACACCUGCCGCGUUUGGUGACCGCUGUUCUCGGCCUUAUGGCUGGUGCACCAUACCACCACGGAUUCAAUCGCUUACCAUCUUCUUCUUCGUCGCACUCAACAUCGCCCUCUGUACUUUCUCCUACCGUCUUACCGAAGGCAACCUCUACUGGCCAGAGAAGUCAGCACAACUUCUCCGCUAUGUAUCGGAUCGUACCGGGAUCGUUUCGCUGGCAAACUUCCCUCUUGUCUGGCUUUUUGGCAUGCGAAACGAUGUUUUAAUCUGGAUAACUGGAUGGGGAUUCGGCACAUACAACGCUUUCCAUCGAUGGGUUGCUAGGGUCGCCACGGUACAAGCUGUGGUGCACAGUCUGGGCUAUACGCUGAUGAUACUGGAGAGCGGAGGAUGGUCACACUUUCUCAAGUACUGGACGAAACACUAUUUCUGGAAUGGCGAACUAGCGACCAUCGCUAUGUGUGGCCUUUUAGCGUUUUCGUUCUAUGGUAUUCGCCGUGCGCACUACGAGUUCUUUCUCGUCACGCACAUAGCGUUGUCCAUUGCCGCACUCUGGUCCAUGUACUACCAUGUCGAGAUCUUUACUAACGGCGAGUGGAACAUAUUUAUUUGGCCAUGUGUCGUUGUCUGGAUCUUCGAUCGCGUCAUGCGCCUCGUUCGGAUCGUAGUAUUCAACCGCAAUCCUUUCGGUACCAAGGCUAGGGUCACUUAUGACCCUAAUAGUAACCUUGUCCGAAUGGAUGUUGACGGGAAGAAGAGCUUGGUCGCGCCGAAGCCUGGUACAUAUUACUAUAUCCACGUAUUGGAUGACAUGUUGUAUGCCCACCAGAGCCAUCCUUUCACGUUGGCAUACACCUCGACAGAUACCGAUCAGCCUCCGUCUACGCCUUUGUCGCCACUUUCGCUCAGACCCGAACCCUUACGCACGUCAUCAGCCUCAUCCACCGAGUCUGAUGCGCUCCUGCCGUCUGAAGGCGUACUGAACAUGGUGUUCCUUAUCCGACCAUACGACGGUUUCACAUCCCGUUUAAAAUCACACUGUCUUUUGCAUCCCAAAAGACUCAAUGUCCUCAUCGAAGGACCCUAUGGACAUACUGUCCCUCUCCGAAGUUUCACUAACAUCCUGUUCAUAGUUGGUGGGACUGGUAUCGCAGUGCCGCUGUCACAUUUGGCUCAUGUACUCUCCACUUCCUCACGUGUUCAGAGUGUGAAGAUUGUUUGGGCGGUCCGCGAGUAUGCAUUCCUCGCGUCAGUACUGCGUGACUUCAGAGGGCUGUUAAGCGAUGAGAGAAUGGAGAUGGAAGUACAUGUCACUCGCGAUGACGAAGCAAAGGACGACGUCUUAGGCGAGGCGUUAAAGAGUGUGAGGUUGAUGGCGCACAGGCCCAACGUACAUGACACGAUAGUGGAAGCUGCAAGAGAUGCGGGGCAACAACCGCUGGCGAUUGUGGCCUGCGGACCAGCUUUGAUGGCUGAUCAGGCCAGAAGAGCAAGUGUACAGAUGCUGGGUAAGGGACAUAGGGGUGUUGAGUACUUUGAAGAAAGCUUUAAAUGGUAA
Molecule: messenger RNA, 1677 nt
Organism: Alternaria arborescens
Lineage: Eukaryota; Fungi; Ascomycota; Dothideomycetes; Pleosporales; Pleosporaceae
Exons: 1
Coding region: 1-1677 (558 amino acids)
Biological process (GO): iron ion transport; copper ion import; intracellular iron ion homeostasis
Cellular component (GO): plasma membrane
Molecular function (GO): ferric-chelate reductase activity
Source: RefSeq, a predicted model, not a curated record